Magnusiomyces paraingens is the source of this 4755-nucleotide messenger RNA. RefSeq lists its product as uncharacterized. The coding region runs from base 1 to 4755 and encodes 1584 amino acids. The transcript is spliced from 2 exons. The record is from RefSeq and is a predicted model, not a curated record. Lineage: Eukaryota; Fungi; Ascomycota; Dipodascomycetes; Dipodascales; Dipodascaceae. Gene Ontology annotation, molecular function: guanyl-nucleotide exchange factor activity. Gene Ontology annotation, biological process: regulation of ARF protein signal transduction.
AUGGACAACUACAACAAUAAGACGUCGCAGUUGUCGCCAAUUUCUGUGGACUCUAUUUUCCUUGUAACAAAUGAAUGUAUUUACAUUACGUCUGCCAUGCGCAAAAACGCCCGCUGGGCACAGUCCAGCAUGGCGGCGAUUCUGGGUGUAGCAUCUAUUGCCGACAAUGCAGAAAGCGAUAUUGCCUCGCGCUGGGGUCUAAGAGGCAAAUCAUCUUCUAGCGGUGAUAAUCCGCUUGUGGCUGGGUUCGCAAGACUCCGCGCAGAUUUGACACAGAUUACAGAUAUCAGAGAAUUACCUGCAGACGUUAUUUUUGCACCAUUUCUUGAAGUAAUUAGUUCACAGGCUACAACGGGUCCUAUCACCUUUGUUGCUCUUUCGUCAAUUAACAAAUUUCUCGACUACAGAGUAAUUUCUCCUGAAUCACAAAACUUCCAGCUGGUCAUUUCUCAGCUUGUUUUCUCUAUCACACACUGUCGAUUUGAAGCCACAGAUCAGUCUGAAGAUGACACAGUGCUUCUUAAGAUUCUUAAUAUAAUGGAGCUUCUUGUUUGCGGGUUUGGUAAUGACUAUCUAAGCGACGAAAGCCUGUGUGACAUUAUCGAGACGUGUUUGAGCAUGGCGUGCCAAAUAAAGCGUGGCGACUUGCUUCGACGAUCGGCAGAAAUGACCAUGAUUAAGCUUACAGAGUCAAUCUUUGCACGUUUAGCUGAGCUUGAUUCGGAAGACGACCUCGAUUUGCUUUCUGCAGAUAAUCUGCAAGAUCACCUUGCCAACCCACCUCCUCAAGUCAUCAAACCUACUGAAGAAUCACCUGAAACUGAGACAGUGGCAACUAACACUAAUAAUAACCCACAAGAUAUCCCUGUCGAAAUUACCUCCGUUAAUGACACUAUCCAUACUUCAGAAGAUCCCGUGGAUCUUGAUACUCUCGAAAUCCCAACGGCAGCUGCACCUGUCGCUUCAACCAAUGGCCAAAAGACAUUUCAAAAAUACGGUAUUGCUUCAAUCCGCGAGUACCUUCGCGUUUUAAUAUCUAUCAUCGAUUCGGCCAAUUCUCAUCAGUACACAGAUUCAACCCGCAUUAUGGUGUUACAUUUGAUCAAUGUCGCUUUUGAAGUGGCUGGAUCACAAAUGGCCCGCUUCCCCUCCCUACUCGACCUCACUACAACAACUCUUUUGAAGCACCUUUUACAAUUUACACGUUCCGAAAACCCUCAUCUUUUGCAAAAAUCUCUUCGUGUAUCGAGCACAAUUUUCCACACUUCUCGCCAAAACUUGAAGCUUCAGCAAGAAAUGUUUUUAACAUACAUGCUGACAUGCUUGAGCCCGAUUGCUGAAAUUCCCAAGGAAGAGGGUGUGGACGAUAUUUUUUAUAAUGGUGUGCCCAGCAUUCCGCGCACUGUGAUUAAUGCAUCCCCUCAUCCUUCCAAAGUGUCGACACCAGUGGGUGGCAAGUCUGCAACAGCUGCAUCAUCUGCUUCUGAUGGAACUCUGCUGCCUUCUUUCAUUAAUAUGCGAAGUCCAGAUGCACGUGAAAUGAUGGUGGAAGCUUUAACAGGUCUUACCCGCAUUCCAAACUACUUUGUUGACUUGUUUGUCAACUAUGACUGUGACGUGGAUCGUGCUGACUUGUGCGAAGAUCUCAUUGGAUUUCUGUGUAGAAACGCUUACCCUGAUUCUGCUACAUGGUCUACAUCGAGCGUACCGCCUUUGUGCUUGGAUGCUCUAUUGGCUUUCCUUUCAUCUUUAGCUUACCGACUUGACAAUAACGAUUACUCUGAAAACGAUAAGAAGGUAUCAUCAUCUUCUUUACAAAAUAAGCAACGCAAGCGAAUUGUCAUUGAGGUCACAGAUCUCUUUAAUACCAAGCCUAAGAAGGGUGUUCCUGCCAUGGUGGAAAGAGGCCUUAUUGAGGAUGAUAAGCCCGCUACAGUUCUCAAGUUUUUGCAAGGCUCUGGCCGCAUUAAUAAAAAGGUUCUGGGUGAGUUUUUAGCUGCUCCACAGAAUCCAGAGUACUUGGAUCUUUUCAUAAAAAGCUUUAACUUUGAAAACAAGUCACUGGAUGAGGCCAUGCGCGACCUUUGCACGGAAAUUCGUCUUCCUGGUGAGUCUCAGCAGAUUGAGCGUAUUAUGGAAAAGUUUGCUGAGCGAUAUUGCGAGUUCAAGUCCAAUACUGAGUUUGUCGCCGAUAAGGAUGCAGCCUUCAUUCUCAGUUAUGCAGUCAUUAUGCUUAACACAGACUUGCACAAUCCACAAGUCAAGAGCCACAUGACCAAUGAAGAGUUUAGCCGUAAUUUGCGUAAGAUGAACGCUGGCGAGGAUUUCUCUCCUGAGUAUCUUGCUUCUGUUUAUUCCGCAAUUAAGGACAAGGAGAUUGUCAUGCCUGAAGAACAUGAUGACGAUGAGUCGUUUGACCACAUGUGGCGCGAACUUCUGAUUAAGGCUCCACAAGCUGGGACUGCAAUCCACCUUGCAAGUGGUGUUUUUGAUAAGGAAAUUUUUGAGGCCUCAUGGCAACCAAUUGUCUCAACCUUGUCUUAUAUCUUUGCCACAGCUACCGAAGAUACCGUUUUUUCAAGAGUCAUUAAAGGAUUUGAUGACAUUGCUCAGAUUUCCAACCGAUACCAGAUUGCUGGCGUGACUGAUCAAAUCAUUUAUUCACUGGGGAAGAUUUCGACUCUUACCUAUGGAAACUUGUCAGUUCCAUUGUCUACGAUUGAAAUGACCACCGAUGCGAAUGAAAAGAUUGUUGUCAGCGAGCUUUCUGUUCAAUUUGGUGAGGAUUUCAAAGCCCAGUUAGCAUCUAUUAUUCUUUUCCGCAUUGCUAAAAGUAACAGCUCUUUUAUUUCCGAAAGCUGGUCACAAAUUCUUGUUCUCAUUACCAAUCUUUACCUACAUUCUCUUUUUUCUGCGCUUUCUCAAAACUUGCAAUAUGGAAUCCCACCUCUUCCUUUUGUCAAACCAGUUCAUGUAUUACAAAAGGGCAAGUCUUCAAAAGACGCUGGCUUGUUUUCUACUUUGUCAUCUUAUCUUACUGGCUACAAUGACUCUGUUCCUGAGCCUACUGAUGAAGAGGUUGAAUCUACACUUUCUACUGUUGAUUCAAUAAGAUCUUUUGAACUGCCUGAAUUUCUCGACAAAGCACUUAAUACAUCUUGGAAACAUAUUGUCAACAGCGGCCUCGGAGUUAUACCUAGUCUUGAAACACUGUCCCCCCCUAACCGCCAAAAGUUUUAUCCUUCAAUUUUAUUUUUACUCGACAUUGUGACUCUUGCCGCCAUCCAUUCCAAAGAUUAUGUUAUUCAGAAACAGGUUUUUGAAGUUUUUAAGCAGUAUAUUUCUGAAUGGGAAGUUUCAGAUAACAGCUUCCUGACACGAUGUAUUAUUUACUACUUUGUGCUAUUGCGUAAUUCUUCCAUCGUUAUGGAGGAUGAUCUAUUUGAAGCAUUGACCAUUGUUUCUGAGAUUAAAGAGGUUGUUUUAAGAAAAUGUGUGGGUCAACUUGUUAAUCCACUUAUUUCACUUGCAGACGAAGGUUCUUGGACCUCUCCACUGGUUCUGAAGAAAUCUACCGCCUAUUGGCAGCUUUUCAAACUUGCUGCUAGCAGCCGUGACUGUACGCAAAAAGUGUUUAGCUUUGUUGAAAAGCUUGCUGUUGCUUCUAAACCAGGCCACGAAGGCUCCAUAUGUGAGGAUAAUGUGAGUGGAAUUCUUGAAGUGUUUGGCGAGAUUGUGAGCGUGGGAGCUUGUGGUGCGCAGUUGGAGCAGAACAAGGCUGCAAUUGCUUAUGAAUUCAAAAAACAAUUUGAUCAGCAAACUGCUAUUAAGAAAGCCAAGGAGGUGAUCGCCAACAUGGAAGUAGACGUACGACGAUCUGUGCAUGCGCUAGACAUAAUUGCAUCACUGGAGCCUUGCAUUGAGAAACUUGCCGAUAAAGCUGAAGAAGAGGAAAGUGGGAAACAGUCUGCCUGGACCAAAGUGUGGUUACCAUACGUGCGGACAUUGUCACAACAGUGUAUUAACCCAUCCCGCAAGAUCAGACACCAAGCGUUUGCAUAUUUCCAAAAGACCUGUUUAUCACCAUUUUUGCAAACGCGUGCAGACUUUGAUUGGAUUAUAUUGUUUGACGAAGAGCUGUUCCCAUUGUUUGAUGCCUUGCUAAAUGCCGAGGUAUAUGAGACUGACCCCAAGGGCAUGAGCCAUACACGACUUCAGGCCGCAGCACUUUUGUGCAAAGUGUUUUUGCAAUAUGUGGCCGGAAACUUUGAAUCACAGCGAGCUGCUUUGGCUGGCGAGGGCGUGGCAAUGGAAGAAUUGCGGCGUGCUCGCAAUGCAGAGCUUUUCAAAUACUGGAUGCGAGUUUUAGAUACGAUCGAUAGAUUGAUGAAUAGUGCUGGAAAGCAAUCGCAAUUACAAGCCGCCAACCGAUCACACCGGGAUACUCCUCCUCAUGGUCACCGCACUAGUAACAGUAAUACGAACAAUACUGCAAACGAGACUCUUGAAGCCCUUAAUGAAAGUGUGGUGGAGUCUGUGAAAAAUCUUUUGCUAGUUAUCAAGGCCAGUGAGUUGCCGCAAGAUGAAGAGUUUUGGGAAGAGACCUGGAAGCGAGUUGAAGCCAUUUGGCCUGGGCUCCGUGCUGAUCUUCGGGCACGUACCGGUGUGUCUAAAGAACAAAAAUCCGAAGAAGAAAAAGCGGACGAAGAGCCUCAAAUUGAAGCAAGUGAAAAAUCUUCAGAACAAGUUUUAUAG